AUUCGUCAACCGAGACGACGCAAGAUUUAUUUUAGUUUAGAAAUUAGUCAACGAUCGUAAAGGGAAUAUAGGUGUACGGACGUGCUUUUUCGCGUCACUUAAUCGGGCCAAACUUUUAAGUACUUGCUUAUCGGAGAUCAAGAACUGAAAGAAUGACCCGUGGAAAUCAGCGAGAGUUAGCACGAGCCAAAAAUAUGAAAAAGACUGUUAAAAAAUCUGCAGCUGAGCAAGACAGCAAUAAGGGUCUUUCAUUAGAACAACGAAAAGCACGAGAUGCAGAACGAAUGAGAGAGAAACAACUAAAGAAACAACAAGAACAGCAAGAAAAAGUAAAGCAGAGUGCGAGAUAAUCCCUACUAUUGCAAAAUGUAAAUUGUUCGACUGAAUUCAAGAAUAAAAUUUUAAGUAUGGUUUUAAAAUUCUUGAUUAUAAAACAUCAAGGCUAUGCUUAAUGUGAGUGCAUAAAGAAUUCAUAGUGUUUUUAAUUAUAGAAAAUAUCUUCAGACUGUAUAAUGCAAUAUAUAUUAUAAAACUAGGUACAAGUAAUCAUGUUUGCAGAAUAUUAAUAGUCAGUGUGUAUAAAACUAUUGUUAUCUACAUUGUAAUGAUUAAAGAAAAUGCACAUUUGACUGGUUCACCUAGAUAUAAGGAUAUUAAUUAAUUAAGUAUAAGAAUAUUUAUAGUACUAAUCUUUAAUUUGUAAAUUCAAGUUUUCAGUUAUUUAAUAUGAUGUAUAAGUGAUUCAUAAAUUGUACUACGCGACAUACAUUGUCAUUUUGUUUGGCUCAUAAUAAAUUGUUCAAUUUUAAAAUAAA
This is a messenger RNA of Bombus pyrosoma, 815 nucleotides long. Its product is annotated as putative SERF-like protein. Lineage: Eukaryota; Metazoa; Arthropoda; Insecta; Hymenoptera; Apidae. Bases 153 to 350 code for a protein of 65 amino acids. The transcript is spliced from 3 exons. The record is from RefSeq and is a predicted model, not a curated record.